This is a messenger RNA of Spinacia oleracea (spinach), 3463 nucleotides long. Its product is annotated as kinesin-like protein KIN-7E. The transcript is spliced from 15 exons. The coding region runs from base 391 to 3057 and encodes 888 amino acids. Lineage: Eukaryota; Viridiplantae; Streptophyta; Magnoliopsida; Caryophyllales; Amaranthaceae. Gene Ontology annotation, biological process: microtubule-based movement. The record is from RefSeq and is a predicted model, not a curated record. Gene Ontology annotation, molecular function: microtubule motor activity; ATP binding; microtubule binding.
UUUCCGAAAAUACCCCUAAUAUUUAUUUCUGCUUUUUAGGCCGGCAAUUUCAGUUAAAUUAGCAAAUUUCGUGUUUUUGGAUUUUCAAACUGAAGUGUGAAAGAGAGAGAAGGAGAGAGAGAAGGUGAGGAGAGAGAAGGAUUUGCGGUGACAAAAAUAUUAUCCAAAAUUGUUAAAAACAAAUCAGUUUUUUCGGAGGAUCUGAUACUAUUUGUUGGGGAUUUUUCGGAGUUUUUCAAGAGGGAAUAAGGUAGAAAGGUAGUACAUUUGCUUUUGUGAGCUGUUGAGACAUCCAAUUUUCAUGAUGACAAUGCUUUUGCUGGUGUGACUAAAAUUAACUGACUUCGUUGAUUUUGUGGGAAUCACAGGAAACUGCAGUUUGGGUGUUGAAUGGGGGCGAUUGCCACAGAGGAGUUGAGUAAGUCUGAUAAGAUAACGGGAGCUAUGGCGGAGCGAGAGGAGAAGAUCUUGGUGUUGGUUAGAUUAAGGCCCUUGAAUGACAAGGAGAUUUCCAAGAAUGAGGUAGCUGAUUGGGAAUGUAUCAAUGAAAGCUCCAUUUUGUAUAGAAAUAGUCUUCAGGAACGAUCUGGACUUCCCACGGCCUAUUCAUUUGACAGGGUAUAUUCAGGCGAUUGCUCCUCCAAGCAGGUCUAUGAGGAGGGAACUAAGGAAAUUGCUCUUUCUGUUGUUAGUGGGAUUAAUUCAAGCAUUUUUGCUUAUGGACAAACAAGCAGUGGAAAAACAUACACCAUGAAUGCAAUAACUGAGUAUACGGUUGCAGAUAUAUAUGACUAUGUACAAAGGCAUGAGGAACGAGCGUUUGCUCUCAAGUUCUCUGCCAUGGAGAUCUACAAUGAAAAUGUUAGGGAUCUUCUUAGCACGGACAAUACUCCUCUGCGGCUUAUGGAUGACCCUGAGAAAGGAACUAUUGUGGAAAAGCUGACAGAGGAAAAGAUAAAUGAUUGGAACCAUUUAAGAAAGCUGCUAUCAAUUUGUGAAGCUCAAAGGAAAGUAGGAGAGACCUCCUUGAAUGAACAAAGCUCAAGGUCACAUCAAAUUCUUAAGCUGACAAUCGAGAGUUCUGCGCGUGAGUUCAUAGGCAAGGGAAACUCAAGUACCCUUUCAGCUAGUGUGUUUUUUAUUGAUCUGGCUGGAAGUGAGCGUGCAUCUCAGGCAAUGUCAGCUGGAACACGGCUAAAGGAAGGCUGCCACAUAAACCGGAGUCUGCUGACACUAGGGAAUGUUAUCCGCAAGCUAAGCAAGGGUAGACAAGGACACAUCAAUUAUAGGGACUCUAAACUGACCCGUAUCCUGCAACCCUGCUUGGGAGGCAAUGCUAGGACCACCAUCAUUUGCACUCUGAGCCCUGCACGUAGUCAUGUGGAGCAGUCAAGGAACACUUUGUUGUUUGCUAGUUGUGCUAAACAGGUGACAACAAAUGCACAGGUGAAUGUUGUCAUGUCAGACAAAGCCUUGGUCAAACACUUGCAGAAAGAAUUGGCCAGACUGGAAAACGAGCUAAAAAGUCCAGCCCCUACAUCAUCGUCUUGCAAUUGUUCAGUGACCAUAAGAAAGAAAGAUAUUCAACUGGAAAAGAUGGAUAAGCAGAUAAGGGAACUGACUAAGCAACGAGAUCUUGCUCAAUCUAGGGUUGAGGAUUUAUUGCAAAUUAUUGGAAAUGAUCAAUCAUCUAAUAAACAGCAACGGCAAAAACCCCAUGCAAAGUGGAAAGUACAGAACAAAUGGGAAGAUGAAGGUUCUAUUUCAGACUCUAGUGUGAAUGGUCAUCAUCGCCUGGAUGGUGUCCUAGCUGAAGAUGGAGAAAGUUAUAUUGAGGAUCCAUCUUCAAGGGGAGUUUCUGAUGACCAGUGUAAAGAAGUUCGAUGCAUUGAGAUGGAAGGAUCUGAAGCUUCUAUUGGGUUUGGAAACGGGCAUGCUGCUAAUCAUGGUAGCAUAGGUAGGAGCUCCCAUCAAAAUGGUUUCUUCUAUGGUUCAUUGGAACAAAGGAUCCAGGAAGUGCAAAGGUCAAUCGAUUCCCUUACUAGUCCUCAACCCGAAAAUCCAUCCGUAUGGGAUGAUGCUGCGGAUGCAUCAAGUUCCAGGAGCCUGAAUUUCAGCAAGACUCGGGUUUCAAAGGAAAAUUAUACAAAUAAGGAAGAACAUUCAGAAACAACCCCUCCUUGUGAAGUGGAGACGGACUUCAACGGCAGACCAGGAGGAUUUAGAAAGUUUGCUGUACUAGAUUAUGGUGCGGACUCUGGAAAAUUGUCACGCAACGGCUCUCAGUCAUCUGUUGGGACAGAAGUUGUUGAUGAUGUAAGAUCAGAGGGUGGGAGGAAUAUCACAGAUGCGGAGAUUACUAGCGUACAGACUUUUGUAGCUGGUCUCAAGGAUGCUAAGCUUCAAUAUGAGAAACAACUUGGGGACGGCCAGGUACGUCCCGAGUUGAGAAAGACCUUGAGAGAUGUGGGAUUGGAUCCUAUGCUUGAUGGAGAAGACAGUACAUUGGAUUGGAGUUUGCAAUUUGAAAGGCUUCAGAAAGCUAUAGUUGAGUUGUGGCAAAUUUGCAAUGUUUCAUUGGUUCACAGGACCUACUUCUUCCUUCUCUUUAAUGGCGAGCCUACAGAUUCCAUUUACCUGGAGGUAGAGUUAAGGAGGCUCACUUUCCUCAAGGAUACAUUACCCCAUGGUAAUCGUUCGGUAGAUAGUGGACGUGCUCGGAAAUUGGUUUCAAGCGAGAAGGCACUUAGAAAAGAGAGGGAGACGUUGAGCAAGCUGAUCAACAGAAGGUUCUCAAAUGAGGAAAGGAAGAAACUAUACACGAAGUGGGGUAUCAGGCAGGAUUCAAAGCGCAGACGUUUACAGCUUGUAUCUCAGUUAUGGACAGAGACAGGAGACAUGGAUCAUAUUGUGGAGAGUGCAACCAUCAUAGGAAAACUAGUAAAGUUCUCAGAGCAAGGACGAGCUCUGAAAGGGAUGUUUGGGGUUAGCUUCUCACCUCCAAGCUUGAAGAGGAGUUCAUAUGGCUGGAUGAACGGCAUGUCAUCCCUUGUAUGAGAGAUUAGUGUUUGACUUGUGUUAGUCUGUUAGCCUGUAGGUAUCUAUCUAUAUAUUAAUAUAGUUGAAGUUAGCCACACAUACAGACAGUUCAGUUUAACUAAAGUAUCACCCAUUCUUUCCAUAUUUGUAGGUGAAUCAUAAAAUUGUGUCUGAUUCACGUAAACACAGAUUAGGAAAGUUGUAUGUUGGUGUCUGGUUUUGUGCUGCUGGUGAUUGUAUUUAACUGUGAGUUUAGGAAUGGGUACUUUUUACCAGGUAUUUUAGUACUGUAGCUAAUUGUGAGUUGAUGAGCUCUUCUAGAGUUCUAGCUGCUUGGCGCGAUUAUCAAGUUUUAUUCAAGUCUAUACUGUAUGUAUACUUCAUCUGCAAUUUUUAUUAUGCAGUAUUCCGAGCUUUAUGUAUU